AUGGACGUUCCACCGGAGGAGGCCACUUUCAUCGCAGCUCUCGGGGCUUGCACCAAAUGCGGCUGCUACGAUCGAGGGCGAGAGAUCCACGCCAGGAUCAAGGAGUAUGGAUUGGAUUCCAGCCUCGUGCUCGGCAACACCCUCAUCAACAUGUAUGGCAAAUGCCGCGCGCUGCGUGACGCGAGGGCAGUGUUCGAUCGAAUGCCGGAGCGAAGCACCGUGUCGUGGAACGCGAUCAUCGGAGCUUAUGCCCAGAAUUCGCAGCACAGAGAAGCUCUGGAGCUCUUCCGGGAGAUGAUCACGACAGCUCCAGGAGGGAUCGUUCCGGACGAAGUUACGUUCCUUCCAGUGCUCCAGUCGUGCUCGGGGCUGCAAGACUUGGUAGAGGGCGAAGCGAUUCACGAUCUGGCAGCGAAACUGGGGCUGGAAUCCAACGUUGUCAUCGCCAACGCUGUCAUCAACAUGUAUGGAAAGUGUGGCAGGAUCGCAAAGGCCAGAGAUCUCUUCGACCGGAUGAAAAGGAGGAGCAUUGUGUCGCUCAACACCAUCAUCUCCGCCUACGCUCUCAACGGCUGUGGCUUCCAGGCGAUCGAUCUCUACAAAAGGAUGGCGGAGCUUGAGCAACAAAACUUCCAGCCAAACGAUAUCACCUUCGUGGUUCUCUUGGAUGCCUGCGGUAGCGUUUCUUCGCUGGAGAUCGGGCUGGAACUCCAUCGAGAGAUUGCUUCCCGGGGGCUCGAGUCCAGGAUCAACGUCCAGAACGCUCUCAUCAACAUGUAUGGGAAGUGUGGAAGCGUCGAUGGUGCCAAGUCUGUGUUCCUGGCUAUGGCUUCUUCUUCUUCCUCUUGCAGAGACGUGAUCUCCUGGACAGCGAUGAUCACUGCUCUAGCCCAGAACAGCCGCGAGGAAGAGGCCGUGGGAUUGUUUCGAGAGAUGGAGCUCGAGGGAGUGAAAGCCAACGAAGUAACUCUGGCCGCCUUGGCCACCGCGUUCGUCAACCUUGGGAACUUUGGCGAUGGCUGCCACAUCUAUCCCCGAGUUGCCGCUCUCGGGAUGAAGCUCGACGUGGUGCUCGGCACGGUUUUGAUCGGCUUGCAUGGGAUCUGUGGUGAGGACGUGGUCACCGCAAGCAAGAUCUUCGAGCAAAUCGAGCAGAGCAAGAAGAAUCAUUGCUUCCUUGCUCCUUGGCUCCUUGACAAGCGUGGAUCACCUCGACUUGAUCCGAGAAGAAGCGAGGAUCCAUGGCCUGGAGGGGAAUCCCAUCGCUGCCACGGCGCUGGUGAGUGCUUACGGCCGAGCCGGAUCGAUCGAUGGAGCACGAGCGGCCAUGGAGAGGAUUCCCUGCGGAGAGAGAGACCUCGUGUCGUGGAACGCGAUGGUGGCGGCGUGCUCUCAAAACGGCGCUGGAGAGGACGCUCUGGAUCUCUACCACCGGAUGAAUCUCGAGGGCGCUGUGAGGGCGAGCGAGAUCACGUACUCGAGCGUGCUGAUCGCGUGCCCGAGCCUGCGAGCUCUUCGAUCGAUCCACCACACGGUCGCCAGCGCCGGGUUCCUGGACGAGCUGGGCGUCGCAAACUCGCUAACGAGCGCCUACGGGCGAUUCGGCGAGGUCGAUCGCGCGAAAGAGAUCUUCGAUGCCAUGAGAACCGUGAGCGUCGUGAGCUGGACCGCGAUCAUCGCGAGCUAUGCCCAGAACGGCCGGGUCCGCGAAUCCCUGGAGCUCUUCCUGGGCAUGGCGCUGGACGGGAUCCAUCCCAGCGAGGCCACCUUCACGAGCAUCCUCUACGCUUGCAGCCACGCCGGGAAGAUCGAAGAGGCGUGGCGCUGCUUCGCCAGCAUCCACGGCGAUUUCGGGAUGGAAGCGAACGAAGAGAACUACCGGUGCGUGGUGGAUCUGCUGGGGCGAGCCGGGAAGCUGGAAGAGGCCCGCGAUCUGGUCCAGAGCAUGCCAUUCCCGGCGGAUGGAGUGGCGUGGACGACGCUGCUGGCCUCUUGCAAGACUCACGAUCGCGAGGAAGAGGGCAGAGACGCCGCGCGAGAGAUGAUGGCGCUGGAGCCGGACAAUGGCGCCUCGUACGUGAUGCUCUCCUCGAUCAUCCCGUUGCAUUGAGCAUUCUUCUAUUAGGGUUCUUGAUAUCUUUCAAUGGAAUUUCACGAGUUCUUCACCCACAUUCCCAUUCGCGAGCGCUGGCAAGAAGUGAUCCAUCCCUUGGCAAUGUGGAGCUCCAGCGCCAGGGAGGUGAUCCAAUUCAAUCCAUGGAAGUUUCUCUAUUUCCAGCACUGGUUCUGGAUCUCUCAAUCCAUGAUCGUAGGCGCUGCUAUGAAGCGAUCGAUCAGCCUAAGAUUUCUAGAGCUUCUGGAAACGCGCCAAAAAAAAUUCCUAGCGGGGCUUUAAAUGGUGGCACUAGGGAAAUUUUCCUUUUCUUUUCAUUGAUGAUCCCUGAGAGUGUCCAGGCGGGCAGCGAAGCCCAGCUCAAUGGAGAGCUCGCGGAGGACUUUACGAUAGAGUCCAAGGUAACGCUGGUCACGCUUCUCAAAGACGCUCUCUUUAAACUCGAUUCCAACGAUGGUGGCGACGCUCCAGGCGUCGAGUCGCUGGCUAGUCUUUUGGUUUCCACGGACGCGGAGAUCGUGUUGCUGGCCUUGGAAGUUCUCGCCGCAGCUCAAACCAAGGAUGGUUAUUCUUCCAAGACGAUGAGCUACGUGCGAGAGAUAUCUUACGGAUGGCCAAGCAGGGAUCAGUGGUUCUGUGCAAAGGAGUCAGCUCGGAGUCUAUACUUCGAGUUCUAUCAAGACGGGAAGCUGGAAGUCAUUCAGGUUGAGGUGGAGGAGCUGUGUAGGGAAGAUUGCUUGGAUCUCUUCAACAGGUUGGUCCGUGACUUCAAGGUGCCUGGGGAGCUCCGGUUUUCUUUGCUCACCAGGAUUCGCUUCGCAAAGGCAUUCUCAUCGGCAGAAACUCGGUACGAGUACCUUCGAAUUUCCAUCUUGGCUCUGGGGCUCGUACCGCAUGUAGAAAAAUCCCAACUCUCGGACUUGGAGGCGGUGGCGUGCGAUGGAGUUGUUCCAGAGAGUGUUCGAAUCUCGGCACUGUAUGCACUGGGAGCUCACGGAAAGGAGGACAUACUCACGACCGCGGAAAGAGAUGCAAAGGUCCAUGAGUUUCUCAGUGGGAAAGUCCAGCAUUCCAGUGGUUUUAUCAAAGCUUUGCUGGAUAAUUCCUCGGCCCCCAUAGAUCUCCAGGAUGAAGACAGGAAACGCCGCCGUCAGCUUCCAUCCUCCGUCUUUGGAGUCCUGAGCUUGAACGAGGCCUUGAUCUGGCUUGAAGACGAACUCAAGGACAUCAGCAGUAGCGAUGACGACUCGCUCAGGGAAAAGCAACGAAUGAUCAGAGACUUGCUUUCCAAGGCCUUCGAGGGGGGUGAGGGAGAGGUCGAGCAGUUCUUGGUAAAAAUCUUUGACAAUCCCAGGCUGUUGAGGGGGACUUCAAGCAGCUCAAAGGUGUCCACUGAUGGCUGGAAGAUUGUGGAAGCAACCAUGUCCUGGAAGUUAUCAGAUGAGUUACACGCGAAGUUGGCCAAGUUGAUUCUAGACGACGUGACAGCCGUUCCUGAAGCUGUGCUGCUCAAGGCACUGAGUGCUAGUUUCAUGUCGACUCUCGUUGGGGUUGGCGGCUACGAGUUUCUUCGCCAGCUUCCGGUGUCUGUGGUUAUGAAGCUCGAAAGAUUUCCUCCCACAGACAAAUGUGGGGGUUACGCAGAGAUGGCCAAGAGUUUGUGCGAGGAUUUUGGAUCGUUAAUCGAAGGGAAGUGCGCUGAGAAGGUGGAGGUGCUACCCUGGAUCGUCGAGCGGAUGCUAUUCAACAACGAUGGUCAUUGCAACGCUUUUUUUUUCAAGCAGCUCUUCAUGUCCGGCGCAUUGGACAAGCUGUUGAUCGCCUUCGAAGCUUUCGGAAGCUGCUCGACACCAGUUGGAAGCUCGACGACAGGGAUGGCACCAUCGCUAGACGUGUACUUCUCCAUUUUCUGCCAGCUUUUGGACUCGGAGUGGGCGGACCUUACAGGAGAGGAGGACGAGAAAAGAAUCAAGCAACAGAUUUUCUAUGCGGUCCUUCGCGUAAUUCGACUCUGUGACAUCUCCCAGUUCACUCCAAGGAUGGCGGCAGCGGUUCUCGAACAGUUGUGCAAGAAGAACCCUGCCGAAGUUGACGAUUUGGCCGUUUCAAAACUGGUGUCAAUGGGAUACGAUAAGGCAGUGGCGAGAGCAGCGCUGGAGAAGAAAGGAAAUUCCAUUGAACGAGCCGUUGAGAAGAUGGCUGAGGAAAACUUUGAGGAUGCCCUUGCACUGUCAUUUCCACCAAUGCUGGAGAUGGUCGACCUCCUCUUGAAACUUAUGAACUGUCACGGCUCCGAGGAUUUGAUUCUUACCAUCUGGAGGAACGGCGUGUUGCACGAAAGAGAGACCGCCUUGGUGUCACUGGUUUGCCAGCUGGGAUCUGAGGCAGCAGCUGCGAAGCUUUUAGCACUCCUGGUUACGAAAGAUACCGCUGCUGCUGUUGUUAUUCGACGGCGUGGUAUGGCAAACCAGUUUCUAGAGCUCCUGUUGUCUCCAAAAUUUGAGACUUCAGUAGAGUCAGCUGCAGUGGUUUUAAGGCUUCUGUUUGGAGGAGGCGACCACGGUGGCAAUCCUUUUGCUGCAAGUGGCAUGUCCGAAGAUCAGCACAAGCAAGCGGUAGUUUGGUUUGGAAACUUCAUCUGCCAGACUCCUCCUACAGCUCAUGGACCAAAGCUGCUUAAACUCGGUGAAACUCUGACGAGGAACCGCAAGAUGGCACUGGAGCUAGUGACAAAUGCGAGGGACUUGGCUGCUCUUUUCGAAAGGUUGCUAGACCUAAGCGUCGACCCGGAUUCUAAGAGUUGCGCUUGCAAGACGGUGUUGCAUCUGCUGGAAGACCAUCAGAUGUUAUACCACAGGAUGGUGCGGGCGAUUCGAGCACGUUUGUUGGCCAAUGCGGCCGAUGUGCAUGAUUUUUUGAGAGAUAUGUCGUCCUGGGCAUUCAGAGAGCCCGCCAUCUUCUUGCGAGCAUCAUUUGACACCUGUGAAGUUGUUCGUGUGGGGAAGGACCAGCACUACAUUUUUCUUAAGGGGGGUCAAGUCACCGGCAAUGGUGGCGACGAAAGUGCAUUGGUUUCCACCCAUUUUCUCGACGUUUUUGCUCAGCUGCGCGAUCCUCUUCUGGCCGGGCUAGACGACGUCAGGAUUGAGCUCUUGACCAAGAUUUAUGACGAGUUUCCAGAUUUUUUGCUCGGCCACGAAGCUGGAAUUCUUGACCGGGUGUUAGAAAGUGAGUCAAAGGCAUCCUCGGUGAGCAAGUUCUUAAAGGCUGUAUGGCGGGAGAACAGGGACAGUGUCCUCCAAGCUCUGAUGAAGGCGUUUUCCUUGGAGCUGAUAAGUACCUCGAAACUCGUCCGUCUUUCAAAGGUUUUGGAGAGCUGCUACGAGUUCCUGGAUGCUCUUCUUGCCGACCGUAUAGUUAAGGCCCUUGCUGCGCUCGACUUAGACCAUCCAGAGGCAGCAGCGGUCGUAACUUCAGUUUUUGAGGUGCUGGCAAACUUUUUAUCGAGUCACCGACAUCGUCCCGUUGUUUCCAUUCCGCCAUAUGUGUCGGAGGCUGGUGUCAUCGCGUUUCUACAGGCGAUGUACGCCACAGCAGAGGAUCCCGUUGCUGCAAUCAGCACUGGUGCCGAAGAGACGACACAGAAUAUGUGGGCAUUUUUGGCGACGCUUGAUCCGGACUUAAGAUUGCAGAUACUUCGGACCUGCCCGGACUUGCUUCCGGAGCUAACCCAGCAUCAGCAGGCACCAAAUGUUGCGUUACAAGACCAAGCUGCCGAGCAUGACAGACAUCAUACAGAAGAUGAGCAUGAAACCGAAGAGGAGGAUCAAAACGAAGAUGAGGAUGAUGAGUAUGCUAAUGGUGAAGAUGGGACGGAAGAUGGAGAUGGCGAGGAUGAUGUCGAGGAGGAUGACGAAAUGCAGGAUGGAUUAGAAGGAGAUCAGUGCGAACAAGAGCAAGAGAUUUUUCCUCAGUCAUGGGUGGUUGACAACGACGACUUGGAAACACUCGUCAAGUUUCUCCGGUUUGCUCCAGAGUCAUUUGACGAGAGGAAAUUGGUCUCUUUUCUGAAGAAGCACACAAAUCAUGCUGAACUGGCGAGGGUGCUUGUUCGUAUGCUCCUGAGAACCGAAAACUCACGAGCUUUUGGAUCACCUGCCAAUGGUCUUUUCCAUCGCAACUUCGUUCUUGGUAAAGCUCAGUAUUACUCCCUUCUAACCAUCUAA
This is a messenger RNA of Selaginella moellendorffii, 6339 nucleotides long. RefSeq lists its product as uncharacterized. Gene Ontology annotation, molecular function: protein binding. Bases 1 to 6339 code for a protein of 2112 amino acids. The transcript is spliced from 4 exons. The record is from RefSeq and is a predicted model, not a curated record. NCBI's taxonomy places the organism in Eukaryota, Viridiplantae, Streptophyta, Lycopodiopsida, Selaginellales, Selaginellaceae.